UUCGAGCUUUAAAAGACGAAGAGCAUCACAGGAAAUCCACAGUGUUCCUUCCAUCCCGAAGAAGAUCGGGUUUCAAGCACGCACAGCUCUCUUUGCCUUAAUUUACUCGGAAAGCAUAAACAAUGAUCCGAGUCCUCCUGUUGGCGGUCAGCCUGAUGGCAAUGGCAUCCCGUGACUGGGCAGCUCGAGGAUCCAGCCUCCACGUCCCAUUCGAUGUGCAUCUGCGACUGCCAAAGAUCAUCUUUGACCAGUCGCCUUUGAAAACAGAAGCAAAGAGAAGCGAGGCGAUGCGCGAGGAGGAGCGGGACGAAGUGCUGUGGACGAGCGAGUGCUCGCCGCGGGUGGCGGGUGUUCGGCGUGGUCAGGACGCUCGCCUUCAGUGUGAGGUGGUCGCCCCCACAGGCUCUGUCCUCACGUGGUACAAGGAAGGCGUGCCACUGCACCGAGAGGGUGCCCAGGUCGAGGUAGGUUCCACGCCCCAAGAGCUUCUGGAAGAGGCGACCAACAUGCUGGGUCUGGAGGGGGAGUUGUCCUCAACAGCGUCCACGUCCGCCUCCGUCCUGCAAAUCUCCUCCGUCGUCUAUUUGGACUGCGUCUCCGACCAACACCAGGCGACAUACAAGUUGGAGGUGAGAGCACCACGGAGUCAGAAGUCUUACUCUCGUCUUUUUACUGUAGUUAUCGUAGGCGACGAAAGCGAGACACUGGAGGAAGGCCCCACGUGCCGUCUGGGCGCCCUCGUUAACGCUCUGCCUCGCAUCUACCAACACUCCCCCGCGGCCAUGGGCCAUGUAGGGGACUCCGUGACGUUGCCUUGCCGCUCGCAGGGCCACAACGUCACUCGGGAAUGGCUCCUCAAUAAUGAGAGGAUUUCUGGCGACGCCAUUUAUCAGAUCUCGAGCACCGGCGAUCUGAUGGUGCGGCGGCUGAGUGCACAGGGUCGCACACAGUACACGUGCAGGGUGACCAGCACGAGGUUCUCUGCCCUCAGUGACACUGUAUUAA
Penaeus monodon (black tiger shrimp) is the source of this 1005-nucleotide messenger RNA. RefSeq lists its product as uncharacterized. Gene Ontology annotation, molecular function: cell-cell adhesion mediator activity. Gene Ontology annotation, biological process: axon guidance; dendrite self-avoidance; homophilic cell-cell adhesion. NCBI's taxonomy places the organism in Eukaryota, Metazoa, Arthropoda, Malacostraca, Decapoda, Penaeidae. Gene Ontology annotation, cellular component: plasma membrane; axon. The record is from RefSeq and is a predicted model, not a curated record.